AUGCCCGAGGACAUUCCUCUGACGCCCGAGGGCACCAGCCUGGCUGGCAAGACAGCACUUGUCACCGGUGGCAACAAGGGCCUUGGUUUCGAAGUUGCCAGGCAGUUCCUGCUGCUAAAUGUUUCCCGCUUGAUCAUCACCGCACGCGACGAGGCCAAGGGCAGAGCCGCAGUGGCUGCCCUCAAGUCUGACCCGGAAGUUAUCGCGGCCAGCUACCAAGACGAAACCGAGCCCAAGAUCGAGUUCUUUCUGUUGAACCUCGAUGACUACCAGUCCGGUGUCCUGUUUACCCGAAAGGUUAACGCGGAAAUCCGUGAGCUCCAUAUCCUGGUCUUGAACGCCGGUAUCAAUAUCUUUGAGUAUCAAACCAGCAAGACCGGCCAUGAGAAGAUCAUGCAAGUCAACUGCUACACCCACUUCCUCAUCGUACUCACCCUGAUGUCCCUGCUACGCAAGACUUCCAAGAAAUACUAUACCCCGAGCCGCAUCACCUUCGUGGGUUCCUACAGCCAGGACCAGCACAGUUUCGAGGAGAUCCCAAUUCCCGCUAGCCAGAGCAUCAUGGAUUACUACGACGACAAGACCAUCUUUCGCCGUUUCAGACGAUACCAGGAUAGCAAAUUUGUGGUCAACGCUUUUGUGCAGCAGCUGGCUCGUAUCACGUCCUCUACUGAAGUCAUCAUCAACAAUGUUUGCCCUGGUGUGGUUCAGACCAACCUGAACCAGACUGCGCCCCUUUGGUUCAAGCCUUUUAUGUGGGCUUACACCAAGGUGUACAGACGGACUUUGCACGAGGGUGGUCGGAUUAUUGUCAAGGCUGCUGUGGUUGUUGGUAAUGAGAGUCACGGUUUGUUUGUUCAGAACAGUCUAAUGGAUCAGGGUGCGCCGUUCCUGGCGGGAGAAGCUGGUCGCCACUUCGGACAGGAGCUCUGGAAUGAGGUUGUUGAUGAUGUUGAGAGAGUCUUCGCCCAGCCCCGAGUUUGA
Messenger RNA from Penicillium arizonense, 984 nucleotides. RefSeq lists its product as uncharacterized. The transcript is spliced from 3 exons. The record is from RefSeq and is a predicted model, not a curated record. The coding region runs from base 1 to 984 and encodes 327 amino acids. Lineage: Eukaryota; Fungi; Ascomycota; Eurotiomycetes; Eurotiales; Aspergillaceae.